This is a messenger RNA of Neltuma alba, 2956 nucleotides long. RefSeq names its product urease. Lineage: Eukaryota; Viridiplantae; Streptophyta; Magnoliopsida; Fabales; Fabaceae. The transcript is spliced from 19 exons. Gene Ontology annotation, biological process: urea catabolic process. The coding region runs from base 186 to 2699 and encodes 837 amino acids. Gene Ontology annotation, cellular component: urease complex. The record is from RefSeq and is a predicted model, not a curated record. Gene Ontology annotation, molecular function: urease activity; nickel cation binding.
UGCCGAAUAAAAAAAAAAAAGGACAGCAAUUUAUCGCAGUGAAUGCAUAUCACGGUCCUGAGAUUCAACUUCUCUCUGUCCUGAUAAUCGGAGGCACCUCAGCUGAGCUUCUGAAUUCUAAAGAUUUCACUUUCAGUGAAGCUCCCUUGGCUCCUCCUUGCACUUAGGACUGUGAACACUGAAAAAUGAAACUGCUUCCGAGAGAGGUCGACAAGCUAACCCUGCAUAAUGUCGGCUAUCUUGCCCAGAAGCGUCUUGCUCGUGGUUUAAGACUCAAUUAUACUGAAGCUGUCGCUCUUAUAGCCACACAGGUUCUAGAAUUAGUUCGUGAUGGUGAAAAGACUGUUGCUGAAUUAAUGGACAUUGGGAAACGGCUAUUGGGAAGGAGGCAAGUUCUUCCAGCCGUUCCGCAUCUCUUGGAUUCUGUUCAGGUUGAAGCUACAUUUCCUGAUGGGACAAAGUUAGUCACCAUUCAUGAUGCAAUCGCUUGUGAGAAUGGUGACCUAGAACUGGCAUUAUAUGGUUCUUUUCUUCCAGUACCUUCACUUGACAAGUUUCCGGCAAUCGAAGAUAAUAGAAUACCUGGUGAGAUAAUUUCUGGGGAUGGAAAUCUGGUUCUUAACUCUGGAAGGAAAGCAGUAGUUCUCAAAGUUGUCAACAUUGGGGACAGGCCAAUACAGGUUGGCAGCCACUAUCACUUCAUUGAAGUAAAUCCUUACUUAGUAUUUGAUCGAAGGAAAGCAUAUGGCAUGCGUCUCAAUAUAGCAGCAGGGACUGCAGUACGCUUUGAGCCAGGGGAUAGCAAAAGUGUUAAACUUGUAAGCAUCGGAGGUAACAAAGUCAUCAGAGGUGGUAAUAGCAUUGCUGAUGGACCAGUGAAUGAUGCCAAUUUGGAAGCAGCCAUGGAGGCUGUAAGCAUAAGGAAGUUUGGACACAUGGAAGAAGAAAAUGCAAGUGAAGGUAUUGCAGGACAAGACUCCUCUGUCACCACAACGAUUUCUCAUGACAAAUAUGCCAACAUGUAUGGCCCUACUACUGGUGACAAAAUCCGUCUUGGUGACACUGACUUAUUUGCUGAAAUUGAACAAGACUUUUCUGUCUAUGGUGAUGAAUGUGUUUUUGGAGGUGGGAAAGUUACAAGAGAUGGAAUGGGUCAGUCAUGCGGGCAUCCAUCUUCUUGCACCUUGGACACUGUAAUUACAAAUGCUGUGAUCAUUGAUUACAGUGGAAUUAUCAAGGCAGAUAUUGGCAUUAAAGAUGGCCAUAUUGUAUCAAUUGGAAAAGCAGGAAAUCCAGAUGUUAUGAGUGGUGUAUCUCCUAAUAUGGUUAUUGGGGUCAACACUGAAGUUAUUGCUGGGGAAGGAUUAAUUGUAACAGCUGGCGGCAUAGACUGUCACGUGCAUUUUAUAUGCCCUCAAUUAGCAUACGAGGCAAUAUCAAGUGGAAUCACAACUUUAGUGGGAGGUGGAACAGGACCAGCGGAUGGGACACGGGCAACAACUUGCACACCAGCACCAAUUCAGAUGAAAUUAAUGCUGCAAUCAACAGAUCCUCUUCCACUGAACUUUGGUUUUACUGGCAAAGGAAAUUCUUCCAAGCCUGAUGGACUACCUGAAAUAGUCAAGGCUGGAGCUAUGGGACUGAAGCUUCAUGAGGACUGGGGAUGCACCCCAGCUGCAAUAGAUAGUUGUUUAACUGUUGCAGAACUCUAUGACAUCCAGGUUAAUAUACAUACUGACACAUUAAAUGAAUCUGGAUUUGUGGAACAUACAAUCGCUUCGUUUAAAGGAAGAACUAUUCAUACUUAUCAUAGUGAAGGUGCUGGUGGUGGCCAUGCCCCAGAUAUCAUCAAAGUAUGUGGUGUGAAGAAUGUCCUGCCGUCAUCAACUAACCCUACACGACCUUUUACAUCUAAUACAGUAGAUGAAAGUCUUGACAUGUUGAUGGUCUGCCAUCACCUUGAUAAGAACAUUCCAGAAGAUGUAGCUUUUGCAGAAUCUAGGAUAAGGGCUGAAACAAUUGCCGCUGAAGAUAUUUUGCAUGAUAUUGGAGCAAUUAGCAUUAUAUCUUCUGAUUCACAGGCUAUGGGUCGAAUUGGAGAGGUGAUAUGUAGAACUUGGCAGACUGCCAAUAAGAUGAAGUUGCAGAGAGGAGCACUUCUGCCUAGUGAUUCAAACAAUGAUAACUCUCGAAUCAAAAGAUAUGUUGCAAAAUACACCAUAAAUCCAGCAAUAGCAAAUGGGUUCUCACAGUUUGUUGGUUCAGUUGAGGUGGGUAAGUUAGCUGAUCUAGUGCUAUGGAAACCAUCAUUUUUUGGUGCAAAACCUGAGAUGGUCAUCAAAGGCGGUGCAAUUGCAUGGGCUAACAUGGGUGAUCCAAAUGCAAGUAUCCCCACACCUGAACCGGUGAUGAUGAGGCCUAUGUUCGGUGCAUUUGGCAAGGCUGCUAGUAAUCACUCCAUUGCUUUUGUGAGCAAGGCAGCGCUAGAGGAGGGAGUAAAAGCUUCAUAUGGUCUGCUCAAGAGGGUGGAAGCCGUGGCGAAUGUGAGGAAGCUCACAAAACAAGACAUGAAGCUCAAUGACGCGCUUCCUCAUAUCACUGUGGACCCUGAGAGUUUCACUGUUACAGCUGAUGGCGAGGUCCUUACCUGCGUUGCAGCCUCCUCUGUUCCCCUUUCUCGGAACUAUUUCCUCUUUUAAUCUCAACCAUGUGCACUUCAGUCCAUGGAAUUGGUGUCUUAGGAAAGAAGGACUAUCCUAUGUUCAAUCUUUUGAUCUUUUUUUUUGUUUUUGGGGUAAAAACAACUUGUAUUAGAUUUCGUGUGGUUCAACAAUAAUGAGUUUCGACCGAAUCUCUCGUAAAACUUGCCAUUGCUGAAUCUGUCCCACAAUUUGAUUACCCAACAUUAUUAUCAUUCGUCGUAAUCUGAUGCUUUGCAAUAUAUAGUGUGUAGAUA